AUGGCUAUCUUCAGAUCAAAGUCAGCAGCAAACAAAACUCCCCAGCUCAAAAUCUCUGCCAAAGAUGAGGAGCACUACAAGAUGCACUCGGUCAACGUCCACGACCCCAUUCUUACGGCUGUCAACGAAGCUCAGCCUUUUGAACAGGCUGCAGCCAGAGACUACAGCAACAGAAGACCUUCGUACUUGUCACAGGACUCAAACGAUUUGAAGGAUAUCUUUGGUAACAAUAUCAAGCAGUCCGACAUGUCGAACCCUACUCGUGCCAGAAACGAAAGACCCUUGGACACCAUCAGAGGAUUUGAAUAUGCUAUCACUGGUGAAGUCAGCUACCGUGACCAGUUAGAGUCGCAACGUUUGGGCUGGGGCUUCCACGAAGAUUUUCCUCACUACAACCUACAGGCAGACACGGAUGGUGCUGGCACCAGCGCUAGACCGGUGAUCAACUUCAACAACGUCGAACAACCGGUUUACCAGGCUGGAAACUAUAGUGCUACCAGUUUGAAGCCAGAAGGAAAGAAAAAGAAGAAGGGUGGAUUGUUUAGUAGAAAAAAGUGA
Molecule: messenger RNA, 558 nt
Organism: Scheffersomyces stipitis CBS 6054
Lineage: Eukaryota; Fungi; Ascomycota; Pichiomycetes; Serinales; Debaryomycetaceae
Exons: 1
Coding region: 1-558 (185 amino acids)
Source: RefSeq, a predicted model, not a curated record